Molecule: messenger RNA, 6261 nt
Organism: Tachyglossus aculeatus (Australian echidna)
Lineage: Eukaryota; Metazoa; Chordata; Mammalia; Monotremata; Tachyglossidae
Gene: TRERF1
Product: transcriptional regulating factor 1
Exons: 15
Coding region: 104-3736 (1210 amino acids)
Biological process (GO): regulation of transcription by RNA polymerase II; negative regulation of DNA-templated transcription
Cellular component (GO): histone deacetylase complex; transcription regulator complex
Molecular function (GO): transcription corepressor activity
Source: RefSeq, a predicted model, not a curated record
GUGCUCAGUGAGCCUGCUUGGUCAUUUUGCUGGCGGUCUGGCCUGGGGCCCGUUCGAAGAUGUGAAGCAGGCUCAGCCUGAGCCUGGGACCACGGUGUAAACCAUGGGGGACCAGCAGCAGCUGUACAAAGCCAACCACACGGCCAACAGCAACGAGAACUUGUACUACCAGCCGCCGUCGCUGAAUCCCCUCUCCGCUCUGGGAGGCAACUUGAACCACAACUAUGGGACAUCAGGGGUGGAUGCCUCCCAGGCAUCUCCCCUCUCCCCUCAUUUUCCCCAGGACUCAAGGGACAACACGGCCCUGGCGGCCAAGAACCUCGGCUCAGUGGACGCUUCCCGACAGGCGGGCUGGACUCACGUCGGGCCAGGAAACCACGUCCCGGUCCGGAACAGCCUCCCCAACCAGAACGUCCUGUGGAGCCCCGGAGGCCAGCCGGACGCCAGCGACGGCUACCAGUACUCCUACUCCCAGGCCAACGAGAUCCGCUCGCAGAAAAUCACCAGCGGGGUCCUGCACAAGCUGGACUCCUUCACCCAGGUGUUCGCCAACCAGAACUUGAGGAUUCAGGUCAACAACAUGGCCCAGGUCUUGCACACGCAGACCUCGGUGAUGGACGGAGUCAGCGACAGCGCCCUCCGCCAGCUGUUGUCCCAGAAGCCCGUGGAGGCCCAGGCAGCCCCCCCGGGCCUGCCGAGGUACCAGCCGGCGGCCCAGCCCGUCCACCUGGGCUUCGCCGGCAGUCAGCAGAAGCACCCGGCGCAGGCGAUGCCGCCGCAUUCCCAGCCGCACGUGUACUAUGACUACCAGCAGCACCUGGCCCAGAUGCAGGUUCAGUCGGUCCUGCAGCCUGGGCAGCCGCAGCAGAUGCAGUCGCAGCAGAUGCUCCCGCAGCAGAUGCAGCAGGCUCAGUACUAUAUACAGCAGCAGCAGCAGCAGCAGCAACCGGGGCAGCAGCGCCUGUCCGUGCAAGACAUGCAGCAACAGCAAGCCAGACAGCAGCAGCAGCAGCAGCAGCAGCAGCCACGACAGUGCCCGGUACAAUUACCUCAGUAUUAUCAAACACAACCCAUUAUGCAGCAGCAGCAGCAGCAGCCGCAGUCGCAACCAAUGCCACUCCAACCUCCGUCCUAUCACAGGGAUCCCAACCAAAAGACUGUGCACGACACCCACCCGUUCCCCCAGGACCAGGCUCACUCUGUGCAGCUGAUCCAGCUGGGAGCCAUGCCUCAGUAUUUCUAUCAGGACCCCCAGCAGCAGCAGUACAGUCGGCAUUUGUAUCAGCAGAGCCUCCUGCAGCAGCAGCAGCAGCAGCAGCAGCAGCAACAACCCCAAGACGAAGCCCAGCAGAAGCCAUACCACAGCGACGGCAGGACUCAGGCCGUGAUGAACUCACAUCUAGGUGUCGGAUCCUCCGAGUCCAUGGAAGACCACAUGGGCCAGGAGCUGACCCCGGUGGGGGCCGCCGUUCCCCAGAGACCCCUCCUGUCACAGUCCGGUGUCCAUCUCAAUAACAGAGGGGCUCAGCAGCAGUCCCCAUCUGCCUUGUGGCCCCAGCAGAUGCACUUCCCGGAUGGCCGAGCCCAACCCAUCUCCCCUGAGCCAAGCAGACAGUCCAAGGGAAUGUUUUUGGAAAGGCCCGACGCAAAGAACAGGUUAACGUGUUCGAUCUGCUUCAAGGAGUUCAAGAGCCUGCCCGCCCUGAACGGCCACAUGCGGUCUCACGGAGGGAUGAGAGCCUCGCCCGGCUUCCGACAGGAGGAAGGAGAGAAGGCCCCGCCACAGCCGCCGCUGCCUCCACCACCACCCCAGCAACCCCCCAAAGAGGUGGAAAGCCUCACUCCCAUCGUCAUGCCUGUGUCUGUCCCUGUCAAGCUUCUCUCGCCCGAGCCCGGCCCGCAGGUCACCGCCAACAAUGCCGCCACGGCCCCCAGCAGAGACAAGCCGGCCGGCUCAGUGUCAGAUGACGAGAUGCCGGUGCUCGUGAGGAUGACCUACUCCCCGCCCUGCUCUCCCAAAGCAGCCAACCCCUGCUCGUCUUCUGAAGUUGCCAGGAAGCACCAGCCCAGCGUCCCCAAAACAGAAGAGCAGACGAAGCCCCUGCAGGAUAAGAAAAAGUAUCGCCACCGACCUGAGCCUCUCUUCAUUCCUCCUCCCACCUACAACCUCAACACUUCCCUCUCAGGUGCCACGUUGUAUCAAAGCCAGCUUCGCUCCCCCCGAAUCCUAGGGGACCACCUCCUCGACAGGACCCACGAGCUGCCCCCCUACACCCCCCCACCUAUGCUGAGUCCCGUCCGUCAGGGAUCCGGCCUCUUCAGCAGUGUCAUUAUCACAACGUCCCAGACUGGUACCCACCCACAGCUGCCGCUCACUCCUCUCACCCCGACGCCCCGGGUCCUCCUGUGUCGAUCCAACAGUAUUGAUGGAGGCAGUGUGCCAGUAACACCAGGACCUGGAGAACAGACAGUGGACAUAGAACCACGGAUCAACAUUGGGUCAAGAUUCCAAGCUGAGAUCCCUGAACUCCAGGACUUCACCACUGUGGAUCAAGACCCGCACAGAGCAACGUUGGUGUGGAAACCCUGGCCAGAACUGGAAAACAGAGACGUUCAGGAAAGAGUGGAGAAUCUCUUAAAUUUGUGUUGCUCCAGUGCCUUGCCAGGUGGAGGGACCAAUUCCGAAUUUGCUUUGCAUUCUCUCUUUGAAGCCAAAGGUGAUAUUAUGACUGCCGUCGAAAGGCUGCUGCUGAAGAAGCCCGCCAGACUUAAAUGUCAUCCUUUAGCAAACUACCACUAUGCUGGAUCGGACAAAUGGACGUCCUUAGAAAGAAAGCUGUUCAGCAAAGCACUAGCCACUUACAGCAAGGACUUUAUUUUUGUACAAAAGAUGGUGAAGUCUAAGACGGUGGCCCAGUGUGUGGAGUAUUACUACACGUGGAAGAAGAUUAUGCGCUUGGGACGGAAGCACCGGACACGCCUGGCAGAAAUCAGAGAUGACUGCGUGACUAGUGGAGAAGAGGAGGAUUUAGAGGAAGAGGAUGACCUGGAAGAAGAGAGAAAAUCGACAAAAGAUGAGAGUGAGAUGCAGAAAUCUCCCGAGCCACCUCCCAUACCCCUCGUUGCCCCCAUGGAACUGCCUCCACUUCAGAGCCUCAUGCAUCCUUCAGUUUCAUUUAUCUGUGAAAUGCCCAACUGCGGUGCGGUGUUCAGCUCCCGGCAGGCCCUAAAUGGACACGCCCGCAUUCACGGCGGCACCAACCAGGUGACCAAAACUCGCUGUGCCGUCCUUCCCGCCAAGCAGAAAUCAGGGAGUCAGAGUGGGUACUGUUCAGUGAAGAGCUCCCCGGCUCACAGUACAACUAGCGGGGAGACGGAUCCUACCAACAUCUUCCCCUGUAAGGAAUGUGGCAGGGUGUUCUUCAAGAUCAAAAGCCGCAACGCUCACAUGAAAACUCACAGGCAGCAGGAAGAACAGCAAAGGCAAAAAGCGCAGAAAGCUGCCGUUGCAGCCCAGAUGGCAGCCACCAUUGCCAGGACUACUGGGCCCGUUGGCCAUGGGCUCAUUCCCCUGGAUCACUUGAGUCUAAUUAAACACGUGGAGGAUGUCGAUAUCCUCGACGAUGAUGUCGUUCAAGAGUUAGGAGGGGUUAUGGGAGAGACCGAAGUCGGGGAAACCGAUCUCCUCCUGGACGACGAAGACACAGAUUUACUUCCAGGUGACACUGAAUUGUAAAUACACAGCUGUCUCACACAGACAAUGCGGGCAUACCGCGUUACACCCCUGAUUGAUCAGGAAACCUGGACUGCCAGUUUCUAGUGCAGCGAUUUUAAACGCUCUGUUUAAGAAGUGGUCGUUCUCUAUUCAGGUCUAGACGAGAAAAGUCUUUUAUCUUUUUGGAUUCGUUUGUGUUUGGGGGAAAUAAUAAAUAAUUGGCACAAGUUUUGUUAAGAGGUGUUUCAUCUGGGUUACGUCUUACGUGGUCUUUCCUGGCAGUUAGUGAAGGAGAACCUCGAGGUCACGUUUUCAUUUUGCUUCCGAAUGUUUCAUGAAAACACCUUGUGGCUCAGUCUUCAGAAUCGUCCUUUGUCCCAAAGCUUUCCCUGUCCUAGAAUGUGGUUGAUUUUUAGGCUUGGACUUGGAUGACAUUUAGCCAGGCAAGUGCUGUUUUUCUUAGGAACGCGUGACCUCAUUUCUUAGUUCCCAUCGCACAGAGUGUCUUUGCUUGCAAACAACCCCUUAGUUGGAAAUCCUGGAUUCUCCUUCGGCCUGGAUUGAGCCCUUGUAUUUUUCUUCUUAUCCAUCUUUUGGAAAAUUGACCAAAUGCGAAAAAAAAAGUUUUCACUUUGGCCUGCAGACUAAAGCCAUCAAUCCAGUUGCAGAGGCAAAUCCUGUCUAUUUUCAAGAAUUCGAGGAUGAGGGCUCUGAACAAGGUACCAGUUUACACACUGGCCCCUUGGCAGAACACUGCUGAUGAUCUUUGAUGUUGCUUGCUUCAAUCCCCAGGUAGCAGAUUUCAGAUCCCGCUCAGUGGAUUUAUGGAUUAGACACUAUGCAGGUAGAGUCCUACCUCUGUUCAUGCAUGCACUGUCGUUAUUCAACAUAUAAAUAAACCAAGCUUUAGAAUUGCCAGCCCUGAUUUGUAUCGGGGAGAUUUCUUUCACUGGUAACUGGAGCUAGAAUAGCACAUUUCCCAAGGGUGAAGUGUUUGUGUCCUCGAGUGAGGUUCUUCAAAUAAAGGGGCCGCAGACAGGAAAGCAUUAUUCCUUAAGUGUCAAAGGAGGCUUGAAAUAGGAAAUGGCAUUUUGCUGUGUUGAAGUGGUCCCAGGAGCAGCUCUAGUAGGAGACCUCUUGUUUCAAAUUUCUACUUUAAAAUAGAUCCCUGUUACUUCCCGUUCAAGUUUGCGCAGUUAGAAAUGAAAGGACACUCCUCACCAUCUUCUUGACGGGCAGAUUUUGAAGACCACCUUGGUUUGGUGGAGUUCAGGUAGUUGAGCUGUUUAAUUUUACAGUUCCUAAAACGGUGAAUCGUUUUUUCAUGGAUUUUUCUGACUGCUGCAUAUUGAAGGCAGUCUAUCUCUGAGGAAUUGGGGUGCUUUUCCUGCUCAAGGGGAUUGUAACCUCAGGCAGAAUUAGAGCAGGACACCUGGGUUGGAUGGGCAGGCCAGCAGUACGGAAACCCUCACGGUGAAUUGUCACCUCACAGCCCAGCAGCAUACAAGCAACCCGCACUGCAAGCUGAGAAAGUCAGGGAACGAUAAUGUAGUUUAUUUCGGUUAAUCCACUCGCAAGAAAUAUUUUUCAAGUCAUCUUUCCUCUCCCCUUCCAUCCCCACUUGCGUUUGAAAAAUAAAAGGGUAGAAAGCCAAUGAUCAAAAUGUCCGUUAUUCAAACCAAGGCCAGUUUAAUCACCACAAAGGUGGCUUAGCCCAACAAAACUGGGCAAACGCCUGCCCAAACUAUUGUUCUUCAGUUAUCUUAAGGUUAAGAUAUCUGAACGGGGAAUGGUCCGAAUUGAUUCAGAGUACUUGGAGUUGAAUUUCAUUUCCUGGCGUUUUUAGAUAGGACUUGUGGGUCACCAGCUUUGUCUUUAACCAGAAUUUUGUUCAUUCAAGACAUUCUGUCUUUGGAAAGGGAAGGAUAUCUAACACUUGAAAAUUGACUAUUCACGUAUUUCUUCAAUUUAGAAAUGUUCCAGGUGCCUCCAUUUUAUGAUUUUGAGCUGGCUCUCUGAGGUAAAAUAAGGCCGUAGAGUACUGGUAGAGACUGUGAUUUGAAGUAGCCAAAGAAUUCCACUUAAAUGAGAGGGUUCAAAUCCCAGAAUUGGUAUUUAAUUAUAAUUUAGACCUAAAGCAUUGACUCCAUAUUAAAAUAUUGCACUUAACUUUCUACUUCUUUUUUUCUUUUUUUUUUUUUCCCUUUAACCGAAGCAGUUCUGCCUUGCAUGUAUGCCAUGUUCUGGUUUUGGAUAUUUUUCUUUUGUUUUCAGAAUUACUUUUCUAAUAUUGGAUGUCCUCAACAAUGGUUGAUGUUUACUUUCAAAUGUUCUCACUCGUGAAAUUAGUCCUCUUUGAAAAGCCUGUAUAUACAAAGUUAUCAAAUAUAUUUUAUGGGAAAACGCAUUCCUAUUUUCAAGUUAUAUUUAACUGCUGUUAUAUUUUAUUAGAGGAAAGGUGUAAAUAUUUUCUAGGAGUUCUAUUGUAAAGAAGAGUAUUUUUGAAGAGAAUUAAUGUAAUAAAUAUGAGACCUACAUUUUUGAAA